UAGUGACGUGUGUGACGCUCGUUGGUACACGACGCCUGCUGCCAAGCUGCUAUCCGUGACGCAACACACUUGGCCGUCGUGACGUGUGGCUUGUGUCGAGGUGUCCAGCGUCACUUACCUCGGAGGAGUUGUACUGUAAUAUUCACAAGGGUCAAGACUGAUAGUAAGAAGGAGACGGUGAGAAUAUAAGAAUUGUGUGUCCUUUUCUCGUAUGACGUGUCGGUGUCCUGUUUUGUAGCCAGCGUCUGUACUUGACUGUCUUUUGGUAAGGAUCAAGGAAAACAUGAAGAGCGGUGUGUGUCUUGUGUUAACUGUGGUGGUGGUGGUAGCAGCCAUGAUCACGGACACUGUGAGCCAGAAGCAGGAUGACAGACUGGUGGCAUUAGACCUAGAUGAUGACCAGGAUGAUGAGCUGACACUGACUAAUGAGGCAACAACAGAUGAAUCCCAUGAUGAUACGGAACCCUUUAUUCCAACAGAUAAAUGGCAGACUGUUGAGCCAGGCCAGGCAAUUCCUCCUGGUCUCCAUAUCCGCAUGAACCUCCAGACUGGUGUGAAGGAAGCUAAAUUGUUAGAUGAUGAGGAUGAAGCCAAGCACAGUCAUACAUCCCAAGUGAUGGAGAACCCUGAACCUGCAAACAUGAACAAAGCAGUCAUUUCAGUUGAGAAAAAUGACUCGGAAGAUGAAGAAGAAAUGGAUCAAAAAGCUGCUUUGAUGAGAGACAAUAUAAUUGAAGCUCUAAAGCAAAUUAAAAGUGAGGAUGGGCUUAAUGCAAAGGAGAGUAUUGAAAAUGCAGAGAAAAGAAAGAAGAAGUUACGCUCCUAUGAAGAACUGAAGGAAAAUUUUGAUGCCUUGAAUAUUAAAGUUGAAACAGAUGUGGAAAUACUGACGAAUUUAAUGAAUCGUUAUAAGAAUGCAAAGUUAGAGGAAGAGCGUGCCAACCUGUUGGAGGACAUGGAAUACUUAGUUCAUCAGUUUGACAAUGCUAUCACCUUUGUUGAUAUGGAUGGACUGCAGCAGAUAGUGUUGCCAGGGAUGAACUCAACAAGCAACAUCAUAAAACAGGGAGCAUUGCAUCUGCUUGGCUCAGCAGUCCAGAGCAAUCCAAAGGUCCAGAUAGCUGCUGUUGAAGCUGGCCUUGUUGAGUCACUCAUCAGAACUGUAGCCUAUGAAACUCGGGUGGAUGUGGCUCGAAAGGCAGUUUUUGCUCUUUCCUGCCUGGUAAGAGGCUUUCCUUAUGGGCAACAAGUGCUGGCCCAGAAUGGCGGCUUAGAAGUGUUGAGGAAAGUUUUUGAUAAAAAAGACUUUCAAAGCUUGCCACUCCAGCUGAAGGUGGUAGCACUUCUCCAUGAUUUGUUGAUGGAACGUGAAGAAGCAGAAGGAGAAAGAUUGCACCAGCUACAGCGCUUCAAACUGGACAAGCAACUUGCAUCUGGAGGGUGGUGUCCUGUGGUUUCCUCUCUUCUAACAGUGGCAUCAUUUGACCGACGAGACCGCCGCUAUGACAUGGGUGCUGCUCUCAAGAAUGAGAUGCCUCUGAGACCUGAUCAUGACACAGUCGACAAAGUAGUUUCUGCAAUGAGCAGUAUGGUGGGAGUGUGCCGCAACCAGUUCAUAGACACUCUUCCACUUCUUCGCAACCUGGCGCGCACCUAUGAUGAUUUGGCCUACAAAGAACAGUUUCAAGACAAUGAUGAUGGAGGUCAUGCCUUGUUUAAGGGUCUAGCAGACACAAUUCAAAGACUGGUGAGGAGUAUUGGUUUAAAAAGUGAAUUGUAAUCUUGUAGCUUAUUAUUCAUCAUCAUUUAUCAUGAUGUAGUGAGUAGCAUUCUUCCUGUCAAACUCAUUGGCUCAGUCUUACUUGGAUUUGAGUCCCAGCAAUGAAUGAUCAUUUGGGUGUGUAGACAGCCAUGCAUUGUCCUUAUCAAAGCUGAUUAGUAAAUGAUUAUUUAGGACGUCACAUAGUUUUAAUGUGGAUGUGUGUAAUUCUUCCAUGGUUAGUUGUAUGUGACUAAUCCGUCAAAUCUUAAGGUCAUCCUGAUAAAUGAUCAUUGAUCUGUAUCAUUUGUAUUUUCUCACGACCGUUAUACAUCCAUACUCAACUAUGAGUAUGAUGUAGAAUAUUUAUUGCUACUUUUGUCUAAUGGAAGUCACUAUGUAAGUAUUUUUGAAUUAUGGUUUCCUAGUAUUUAUUUCCCUUCUCACCAUUAUUAUUUAGUAUUUAUUAUUGUUGUGAUAUUUUUGUGUCGUGUUUGGUAAAGUCUAUCAUAAUUUCACAGUCAGUAUUUUUCAUAUAAAUUGUAUACUGGAUUAAAUGACUCCUAAAGUAAAAGAAAUUUAGGAAAAACAAAAUUCAGUCUUCUACUCAUCUAUUUAUCUAUCUUUAUACCAUGCUCACACACAUACACCUCAUUCACUCUUUCUACUCAUACAUUCAUAAAAGUGUGCACAGAUGGGUUAAGUGUAUUACAUUUAUUCUCUUAAUACAGUUAGCUUCAUCUUGAACAUUUGGUAUGUAAACUUAAAAUGUGCAGGUGUGCUGUACUCAAUCGUAAAUAUUGGCGAAGGGCUGGUAGUGUCACCCCUCAUGCCAUGUCAUGCCUCAUAUAACAUGACGGUCAAGAAAAGCACUACAAAGGUAUCUGCUCUGGAAAAUGUGGUAAAUGGCGGCAUUGGAAGUUAGCUUUAUGAUAAUGGAGUUGUUGUUUUGCUAAGAAUAUAGAAUACAUUUGGUUUAAGUUGAUUAUGGUGUAUAUGCCAGUGUAGGUUAAGAAGGUUAAAUUAUGGAAGAUUCAAAUAUGUGAAUGUGAGUCAAGAUUUUGCUUUUUGAAGAACAUUAUUUGUGUUUCCACUCAGGGUAUUUUACAUAGUAAGUAUUGUCUCCACUAGUUUUGGUAUGGAACUUUCUCAGUUUUUUUUUUAUCAUCUAUUUUCUUUGAUUUAAGUCAGGGCUAUCCUGAAGAACACUCAAAACACAAUUUCCUAAUGGUUCCUGUGAUACUUUGUGCUAUCCUGCAUGAAUGUCUUGACUUUGUACUUGUCAAAACAUUCCUCUACAUUAUCAAACAUUGAUUAUAAGUUGAUGUAUCUUACAGCACUUAAACCAACACUGUCAUUGAAGGCCAAAUUUUCCACACCAAUAAAAGGCUCCUAAACCCAACCCUUUAAAGUUGCUAUAUGGCUCACAUGUAAUGUUAAAAAUAUUACCUUAGAGUGAUCAGCACUUCGGGGAUGACAAACCUAAUUAGUGCAGCCAUACACAGUGAACUUGCGCUCAUCUUUCUUAAUCAUAUUGUAAACUUUUCUUUAAGUGGCUAGGUAACAUUUUUUGGGGGCAAAGGCAACAUGAUAAUCUUCAAUAGCAAAGAUGUUAAGAAAGCCUUGUAUGCAGUGUGACAGACAAGUCCAGGUCCUUCAAAGUGUAUUGGGAGACACUUCCUACAGAAAUCUUAUGAGCUUUACAUGAAAGAGUGUGCACCAGCUGCAGUUUCAUGGUAGAUUUGUUUGAGUUAUAAGGCUUUCUUAAGUGAGUGGGUGAUUGCAGAAUACAUCACAUACAGUUUCUGUCAGUGUUCAUAACUCCUUUACACUUGUUUCUCCCUUGCAACCCAUUCUGCCAUGGAUGGAAUGUAAAUAUGGUUAAUCUGCUCCUGUGUGAGUUGUAACACACAUCUUUUCACCAUGUUAAUAAAACUUAGUACAAUGUAAUGCUCAAUUUUGAAAAAUCAUAUGGGUAGACAGCAAAAGAUAAUGAUACACUUGUCAUGCUUCUUUAAGCACAGAUCUUCUGGACCCACACUCAAGCAGUGCUCAGUGUAUGAGUAAAUUGGUGUGUGAAAAAUUUCAUUUUUACUACACAUAGUUGAAGGAUAAGUUCCCUACAGUAGGAACAAUUAAGUCUGAUGUAUCACAUCAGCAGUGUUGAAUUGUGUUGCAUCUAUUUAUUUUUCUUCCUCUUUAGGUACCUCACUCUGUAAUCAUCCUACAAGGGGAUGGCCAAGGCUAAAGAACCUAUACCUCUCCUUAACCAGACACUCCCUCCUUACUUGUUCAAAUCCACCUUCUCUACUAGCUUUCCUCUUGCAUGUGCUGUUUGCCCUAUUAUAUCAUCUUCCAAUUUCUUACUGAGGUCUUCAGUAUCAUUCACUUUUUUUCUCUCUUAGUGUCAGGUCCAUAAACCAUAAUAUUAAAAUAUCAGUGAAGUAGAAAAAUGUUCCGUUAUAUGUUUGAAGGAAAGCUUUUCCAAAACUGUAAUUAUUACAAGUUUAGUGAGAUACAUGAUAAGUUACAUAGUUGAGCAUUUAAUAUUGACAGUUUAGAAUGUCAUGUGAUAGUGUUCUUAGUAAUGAAAAUGUGAUAUUUUUUCCAGAUUUUUCAAUGCAUACUGUAAUAAGUUUUCAAUAGAACAUUUGUUAUAUCUGAUGAAAAUUAAGAUAAAGGCACAAUAAAAAUAGAUUACAGGUGUUUUGUGAACCUGUAAUUCAUCUCAAAAGCUUAAACUUAAGUGACAUGGAAGUGAGAAAUCUAUUCAUGAACCUACACAUCUAGUCAUAAGAGUAACUGAAUGUGAUGCUACAUCAUUAUUAUAGAAUAUAAAUUAAGUGUUUUUAAUAAAUUGCUGAAUUUUC
This is a messenger RNA of Scylla paramamosain (green mud crab), 4629 nucleotides long. It is a transcript of the gene Sil1, whose product is annotated as nucleotide exchange factor SIL1-like. The transcript is spliced from 8 exons. Bases 284 to 1780 code for a protein of 498 amino acids. The record is from RefSeq and is a predicted model, not a curated record. NCBI's taxonomy places the organism in Eukaryota, Metazoa, Arthropoda, Malacostraca, Decapoda, Portunidae.